CGUUAGCAUAACACCGGGGAAGGGGGAAGUAUAUGUUACCCGGACCGUUGCCGUGGAGACGCGGCUCUCUCUUAUUUCCGUGCUGCCAGUGCUGCCAGCAAUAUGGUUGGCAAAAUAAAACGUGCUCGGCAGAAGCUCCACCAUGCUGCUGUGCGAGUCGCUUCCCCGGGGGAGAAUGUGCUGUGUGCCCCGGAGUACAAGGCGCCCAGUCCCGCGGAGCUGUCGGGAGCCCUGGCGUGGAGCAAGCCGCUGGGGGGGAAGGAUUGGACGUUUUCAUCCUCUGAUAUAUUUGCCUCAACAACAAUUGACCCUAAAGUUUUAACGCAGAAGUUGGACGUGGACACACAAAGUUUGGUGUCUGUUAAAAAAGAAGAGAAGAUAUUACUGCCCAAGAAAGAAAAGGCAAAGCAGAGGCGGGAGCGAUGGUUACAGAAAAUCGAUUCCUUGAUACUGGCUCAGCAGACCAAGAAGGCCCAGGCCAAGAGGAGAGCUACACCUGUUGUCGGCGACAUGCGACCACUUGCAGACGCCCUACCUGAUCUAUCAGAACUAACCUCUGCCCGCAAACCCAAAGCACCAAGGAAGCAGCCUAAAGACUCUGUGAGGAAGAAGAAGCCAGAGCAAACCGAUUACAGGAAAAUGAAGCCGGCCCAGAAACGGAAAUUAAUGGAGGAAGAAGUGUCUCGGGUCCAAGAAUUGGUCAAAAACCCUUCCUACAAAGUCAGCCCACUGUCUGCGGUAGCGGAGCACCUGCUGAAGCGUAUGAAGGCAGAGCAAGCCAAUCUCAGCUAACACCGGACAGGGGUAUAUGAAGUGCGUCUGUACCUGGAACCCGGUUCUGGCGUCAGAUGAAGACUGUCUGCGUCACCCUGCGUUUCCAGAAGAAUCUUAUACCAACAUUGGGGUAUAGUAGCAAUCGGAUACAAGGGCCUUUGGUUGUAUCUGCACUGUCAGACGCACCUGGUACUGUUAUUAGUGAUUGCCAUUUGUUUAAGCUAUUCUACCCAAUAAAAUAUGUAUAAUAUGAA
Molecule: messenger RNA, 1028 nt
Organism: Pseudophryne corroboree (corroboree frog)
Lineage: Eukaryota; Metazoa; Chordata; Amphibia; Anura; Myobatrachidae
Gene: SLX9
Product: SLX9 ribosome biogenesis factor
Exons: 6
Coding region: 103-792 (229 amino acids)
Biological process (GO): maturation of SSU-rRNA from tricistronic rRNA transcript (SSU-rRNA, 5.8S rRNA, LSU-rRNA)
Cellular component (GO): preribosome, small subunit precursor; nucleolus; 90S preribosome
Source: RefSeq, a predicted model, not a curated record